GCGACCCGGCCGUGCUCCGCCAGCGCUGCGGGUCUCCCCUUCCUUCAGCCCCCAUGCGCUCCUGGGAGAGUACAUGGCUUCCGUAUAGCUGGCUCGUACAGUGCUGUUUGUGGUAAAGCUACUUCAGCGCGUUAACCGUUUAGCGCAGCAACGCUCUCUGCCCCCUGUGCCUUCAGCGGGGAGGAUACUGCCUCUCGCUGAGACCUGUGAGGUCGUGAGAAGUCGUCGGCUCCUGGUUUUAAGUGCCCUGAGAGAGGGGGUUUGGAUGGAAGGCCGGCAGGUUGGCCAUCUCUGAUCCAAGUAGGCCCUUCGGCUUGCUAAAGGAAAGGAUUCUUGGGAGGUAAACCUGCUCCGGCUGGAGACCAGAUACACGGGCUACUCGUGGUCCUCGCCCACCAGAGAUGGGGACUCUUACAUACCAUACAGUGGAAGUUAUCUUCAUGCAUGCCCUCUGGAUUCAUCUUCAGAUUGGAGAAUAUUACAAAACCCAUAUACACAGCAUUAUCAGGCUCAACAGCGUUCUGUUUUGGAGCAGAAGACAAUACCAGAAAAUCUGCUAUCCACAACAGACAGAUAUAAAGUGAAGUAUCAGCAGUAUGAAGCAGAUAUGAAGGAAGAAUAUAAGCAGUAUUCUCAGAGAACUGCAGAAAAGAAAAAUUACCUCCUCCAGUGUCCAGAAGCUUCAAUAAAGGGUACACAGCUUAAAGACGGACAUAAUGAUGAUCUUACAGCUCUUGAUGAGAAAGCUCUCCUGCAACAGUGCUAUACAAGCAAGCCCUAUAAGAUGAUGCACAGUAUAAGGAAAUCCGAAGCUGAGGAUGUUGCUGCAGAAAGGAGAAAACAGGCUGUGAUAGAACAAGUGAUGGUGGAUCAGUUAUCUAGAGCUGUUAUAAGUGAUCCAGAGCAGUCCAUGCCUGCUGAUGUUUACAAGGAAGCUCAAGGACUUCUUCGAACUGGGACAGCACCGAUGUGUCUUAGAAAGAGAACACUGCAUGAAACAAAAAUACGGACCAAAUCAGGAUUAACUGAAAACAUGCUCUCUAACAAGUUACGCUUUGACAGUAGGAUUAUAUCGAGAAAUGGUCGCGAUGCUUGUAGAGAGUUGAUUGGAUUUUUCUUUGCAUGUGACAGAUCCCUUACUGUGUAUGAAUUUCGGCAGUUUGGAAAAAAUAGAACAAAUGCCUUGCCUUUCAUUCAGAAGGGAGUUUAUCAGCAUCAGCGUGGACAAAAGAAGGAAAAAGCUUAUGAUCUUAGUGACUUCUAUAUUGGAGCUAACCUAACUUUCCGAAGUGCUGAUCAUAACCUUCCAGAAAGUGUUAAACAGAACCCAAUUUUCACCCUUCGUGUGAUAAGUAUUGAUGAAGCAGCUAUGGAUUCUCUAAAAGCUUCUAUGGAAUUCAAGCAAGAGUGUUCUCAGCAAGUCGUCGAUGACAGCAAAGUUUUCAAGAAGAUUCAAGGUAUACUCAGAGAGACACUAAGUAAAAGAGGAGUUCGGGUUAUAACAGGCAUAGGAAAGUAUUUCCGACAAGUAGACAAGAACAGAAAUGGUUUUCUCUCUCAGGCAGCCUUUAAAGAAGCUCUAAAACUAUUCCGUUUGGAAAUUCCUGAAGGGGACUUUGAAUCCCUAUGGCUUAUUCUUGAUGACAGCAAUAGUGAUAAAGUCGACUAUGGAGAAUUUACUCGUGCCGCAUUUGGAGAAAUGAAUGAAUACAGAAAAGCUUUUGUAAGAAAAGCUUAUAUGAAACUAGAUUUCAACAAAACUGGGAGUGUGCCUAUGGUAGAUAUCAGAAAAUGUUACUGUGCAAAGAAGCAUCCUCUAGUGUUGGCAGGCAAAGCUACAGAAGAAGAAAUUAAAUCAUCAUUUCUAGAAACAUUAGGGGAGUCCUGCAGCAACCCCAAUGAAGUGUCCUAUUCUGAGUUUGAAGAUUACUAUGAAGGAUUAAGCAUUGGAAUCGUGGAUGAUGAUGAUUUUGUUAAUAUCUUAAGGAACCCUUGGGGAAUUUAGAGUGGAAGAUGACAAAAGUGAAGAAGAGGCAUUUUUUAAAUAAGGAGUGAGCUAAAUAUGGGAGGAUUUAGUCUUGAUGUGCGUUUCUUCAUAAUUAGUGUCUUAAACUGAUUUCAGGCACUGAAAAUUUUAGCUGCUUUCAGAAUAAUAGAUGGCAAGUUUCUUAAAGUGUCCGUUGAGUCAUGCUAACCACUUUUGAAAUUUAUAAAUGCUGUUCAUUCCUUUUCAUUGGAAAUAAUGAAGACUGUUUCCCUACCAAAAGGCAUAAUUUACUUGAUACUAGAAUGAAGUGGCCUAUUUUUAAAUAAGGAGAAAUUAGAAUACUAAAAUUCAGGAAGGGGUAUAUGUAGGAAAAAAAAAUUAGUUCACAGUGAUGCACUGUGAAAAGCUUUAGAUUUAACUGUAUAAAUAUCAAUGGUGGUUUUUCUUUAAAAGUAAUAUGUUUACUCUUAUAGCAUACUUUGUCUCAUUUCUUGUUUCUUAUGCUGGUACUUAGCUUGAAAAAGAGCAGGUCAUCCUUUUCCAAUUUCGAGGAUGUCUGCAGUACUCAAAGGGCAGAAGUGUUGACACCGUUUAGCCCUUUGGCCUGUAGACCAUCUUGACCUUAUUUUUUCAUCUUUGUCAGGCAGCUGAAGCUCAGCAUUGAAUCCCAAAGGUUUCAGUGAGCACAUACAUAUUUUGUAAUGCACUUAUUCCUUUCCUAUAUUUCGCUAGUAGUUUUCAAAACAAAUAAUUUAUAUUUAAAUAUCUGGUUUCUCUAUUUUCUGUUGCUGUGAUUUUAGUUUUUUUAACUAAAACAUAGCAAUGAUAUCUGUUGUCAAACUGAUAUAUAGCAUUUCCUAUCUACUCUGAAAGUAUAAAACUCAAAAGUGUAAAAACAAAACCCCAAGCCUAACCAAACCAAAACAACCACCUCUGUCACAAGAAAAAGAAAAUCGUGAAUUAAAUAUUCCUUGCUACUUCAAAUAUUCAGUCAGAUGCAUUUUUCAAUGUAAUACAUCUCAUUAAUUCUGUAAAAUUCUUUGUGUUAAGACAUAAAAACUGUACUAUUAAUUAUGUAGAGAGAGAUAUAGAUGAUCUUUGGUUUCAAUAUAACUGUCACCAAAAUUAACUGUAAAUGGAACUGCAUUUCUUAAGCCUAUGCAAUUAAAAUGAAUUAGUAUCCUCUGUGCUUGUCUGCCUGGUUUUGAAUUUAUAGGCUGUGGUUAACAGAACCUUCCUCUUGAGACAGUAUUUGUGUUUCAUAGGAAUUUAAGGGCAGUGCUGAAGUGAAUGCUGAAAUGAGGGACUGUAUUCCCUCUGCGGGUGACUGGUUUAUUCUAGAUAGAGCUCUUGUUUCAAUAGCUUGUGUGUUGUUUUGAUUGUUUUUACCCUGUCCUCAGUUUUAAGUAGAAUUGCAGUUUCUGCUCUAAAUCCUCAAAGGAGGGAUUUGGGGGGUUCUUUUGGGGUUCCAAAAGUCUAUAUGUAUUGGUUUGCAGAGAAAGGCAAACUCUCUGUCCAUGCUUAUUUUAAGCAAGAAUUCUGAUGUGACUCAUUAAGAUUUUCUUGCUCCCCAUUCCUGCUGGAAUUUCUCUUGCUGAAAGGAUUUUGUUAAUUAGUGUUCCUGGAAUUGGUGAUUCUGAGAAGGGUAAUUUCAGCUGGGUUUACAGGGGGCUGCUUGUUAAUGUCUCUCCAAAUAACUGAAAAAUACCAAGUGCCAUUUUUAUUGUUUUUUUGAAGAAUCACCUGCUCUGUUUAGACUUGUUCUCUUAGGAGAGUUGUACCAACAUAUAAAGCUGUAGCCCAGUUUAAUAAAUGUGAAAGUGAUUGUGAAA
Molecule: messenger RNA, 3819 nt
Organism: Pezoporus occidentalis (night parrot)
Lineage: Eukaryota; Metazoa; Chordata; Aves; Psittaciformes; Psittacidae
Gene: CAPS2
Product: calcyphosine 2
Exons: 16
Coding region: 608-2005 (465 amino acids)
Molecular function (GO): calcium ion binding
Source: RefSeq, a predicted model, not a curated record